GAGAGAGAGAGAGAGAGAGAGAGAGAGAGAGAGAGACCAGUUCGCUGGAUCGAAGUAGAUUUAGGUAAUAGUCGACUGUAACCAAGAUGUUGCCUACUGAGACGUCGCGUGAAGAUAAUGUGUACAUGGCCAAGCUGGCCGAACAGGCUGAACGAUAUGAGGAAAUGGUUGAGUUCAUGGAGAAAGUUGCAAAGACUCUGGAUGUCGAGGAGCUGACAGUGGAGGAAAGAAACCUCCUCUCUGUUGCUUACAAGAAUGUGAUUGGUGCUAGGAGGGCUUCGUGGAGGAUCAUCUCUUCCAUUGAGCAGAAGGAGGAGAGCCGUGGAAAUGAGGACCAUGUUAAACUCAUUAAGGAGUAUAGGGCUACGAUUGAGGCUGAACUAUGCAAGAUCUGUGAUGGGAUUUUGAACCUUCUCGAGUCCCAUCUUGUUCCCUCAGCUUCCUCUGCUGAGUCCAAGGUUUUUUACUUGAAGAUGAAAGGUGAUUACCAUAGGUACCUGGCUGAGUUUAAGACUGGGACAGAGAGGAAGGAAGCGGCUGAGAGUACUUUGUUAGCUUACAAGUCUGCCCAGGAUAUUGCUUUGUCUGAACUGGCUCCCACUCACCCAAUAAGGCUGGGACUUGCACUUAAUUUCUCCGUGUUCUAUUACGAAAUCCUUAACUCACCUGAUCGUGCCUGCAACCUUGCAAAACAGGCUUUUGAUGAAGCUAUCUCUGAACUGGAUACAUUGGGUGAGGAAUCAUACAAGGACAGCACAUUGAUCAUGCAACUCCUCCGAGACAACUUGACCCUGUGGACAUCUGAUAUUACGGAUGAAGCGGGGGAUGAGAUCAAGGAAGGGUUGAAACGUGAGUCAGGCGUGGGGCAAUAGUCAUGAGCUCAUUGAAUUACCUCUGUACUUCUGUUUGUGCCUUAAUAUAUAUUUCAUUUGGGUAGUUGCAGUACGACUUGAUGCACUUGAAGUACUUCGACUGCUACUUUGGUGCUCAGUGUUAGAAUCUUAUUUAUUAUUAGGUUGUUUUAGUGAUGUUUGAUGUUUAUGUUGUUAGGGAUGAUGGUUUUUUUUAGUCUUGUUCGUCUGGGUAUGACAGGUUGAGGUGAUUACUUUGGUCGUUUUGUUUCUUAAUGCUAUUGUUCUUUUCUUUUCAGAAGUAGUUUGCUGUCAUUGGCGUC
Molecule: messenger RNA, 1174 nt
Organism: Ilex paraguariensis (yerba mate)
Lineage: Eukaryota; Viridiplantae; Streptophyta; Magnoliopsida; Aquifoliales; Aquifoliaceae
Source: the annotation of a GenBank genome assembly